Molecule: messenger RNA, 654 nt
Organism: Synchiropus splendidus (mandarinfish)
Lineage: Eukaryota; Metazoa; Chordata; Actinopteri; Syngnathiformes; Callionymidae
Gene: ttc32
Product: tetratricopeptide repeat domain 32
Exons: 3
Coding region: 6-416 (136 amino acids)
Molecular function (GO): protein binding
Source: RefSeq, a predicted model, not a curated record
ACAACAUGGCGGAAGAGAACUUGCAGGUCUUCCACUAUGCCAACGACGAGUUCAAAAAACAGAAUUAUCCGCAAGCGGAAGCGCUUUAUUCUGACUUUAUCUCCUGCUGCAGAGAGUCUAGGAAUUGUGACGCAGCUGAUUUAGCGACUGCCUACAACAACCGUGGACAAAUAAAGUACCUGCGGGUGGACUUCAGAGAAGCAGUUGAAGACUACACGAGCGCCAUUGAGACGGACAGUCGACUGGAGGUUCCCUACUACAACAGAGGACUGAUUCGCUACCGGCUCGGCUUCUUCGAAGAAGCAAAGAGCGACUUCCAACAGGCUCUGAGGAUCAACCCUGACUUCGAGGACGCCAACAUUAGUCUGCAGCAGACCCUCUUGGAUCAGCAGCACAAGAUCGACAGAGGAUACUGAACUUACAAAUCCAGUGAUUCAUUUUCAAAUGUGGGGACUCGCUGACUGAUCAUGUCCUCAGAAUGUGAAUGAUGUGAUCUGUGUGUCAAUUCAGCCCAACACUGUUGUACAUAACAAGAUUAUGAACAUAUGUUACACUGGUUAAUUGUUUAUUAAAUUGUAGUAUGAUAAAGGGUGUCUCUCUCUCUCUCACUACUUUUAUGAAAAACAACAAGCACUACAACGUGCGAUGUGAUGC